Molecule: messenger RNA, 669 nt
Organism: Ostrea edulis (European flat oyster)
Lineage: Eukaryota; Metazoa; Mollusca; Bivalvia; Ostreida; Ostreidae
Exons: 1
Coding region: 1-669 (222 amino acids)
Molecular function (GO): nucleic acid binding; zinc ion binding
Source: RefSeq, a predicted model, not a curated record
AUGGAACAACACGACCAGUUAUGCUUCUCCUUGGAGGGGACAGCCAGUGACUACUACACCCUGUUGAUGGAAACAGACCGCGGUCUCUCUUUGGCUGACAUCAUUGGGCGGUUUGAGAAACGUUUUGGGUCAUCUGCACCAGGUAUCACGCAUCAAUUGAAAUUUCAGUCAGCAUCACAGGAUGUGGGCGAGUCAUUGCGACAUUGGGCUGACAGGGUGCUUACCCUAGCCACCCAGGCUUUCCCGGCUGUGCUGGAUGUACAUGUCUAUGCCAUCCCACGGCUGUGCUAUGGUGCUGAGGACAGGGACGCAGGACUUAAUGCCCUGGACGGCCAGCCCAAGACAGUUGAGGAAGCAGUCGACCGAAUGCAGUACUAUCAGCAUUCACGGCAGAUGAAAUCAUCCAAGCCCAUGAGGGAUGUGAGGCAGGUAGCUCAGGUUGAAGCUCCCAAUCCUGACAAGGAGAUCAAGGAAAUGCGCCAGCGCCUUGAGGAGUUGGAGAAGGAAAUCCGAGGGCGGACCCUCUCUCGGAGACCUUCAUCGCCAUCAUCGAACGGCAACCGAAAGCCAGCAGUCUGCUUCAAAUGUGGGGCCAUGGGACAUUUUAAGCGGGAAUGCCCGGAAAGGCGGGGAAAACUGAGGCGAACCAGGGCCAGGGGACCAAGGUGA